AUGGUCAAGGAGACUGGAUACUAUGAUACCCUUGGUGUUAAAGCAAAUGCCACCCCUGAUGAGAUCAAAAAGGCAUACAGAAAAUUAGCUUUGAAAUACCAUCCUGACAAGAAUCCAAGCGAAGGUGAAAAGUUUAAACUAAUUUCUCAAGCCUAUGAGGUGCUGUCUGACUCCAAGAAGCGAGGCCUCUAUGACAAGGGUGGAGAACAAGCUAUUAAAGAAGGCGGGAUGGGUGGAGGAAAAUUCUCCUCUCCCAUGGACAUCUUUGACAUGUUCUUUGGUGGAGGUGGGCGCAUGAACAGAGAGAGAAGAGGUAAAAAUGUGGUGCACCAGUUGUCUGUAACUUUGGAAGAGAUCUAUAAUGGAUCAAGUCGGAAGCUGGCACUACACAAGAAUGUAAUUUGUAACAAAUGUGAAGGACGUGGAGGAAAGAAAGGAGCAGUGGAGAAAUGUACCACAUCAAGGGCCGUGGUAUCCGGGUUCAUGUAGAGCAGCUUGCUCCAGGCAUGGUCCAACAGAUUCAGACUAUGUGCUCUGAGUGCCGAGGUGAAGGUCAACGCAUUAAUCCUAAAGACCGAUGCAAACCGUGUAAUGGCAACAAGGUGGUACGAGAGAAAAAAAUCCUUGAAGUGCACAUCAAGAAAGGCAUGAAAGAUGGGCAGAAAAUUGUAUUCCAUGGGGAAGGGGACCAAGAACCAGGUUCAGAGCCAGGUGAUGUAGUUAUUGUGUUGGAUCAGAGAAAGCACAAGGUAUUUCAAAGGCAAGAGGACAAUGUGAUUAUGAAAAUGGAGAUUCGGUUAGUUGAAGCGUUGUGUGGGUUUAAGAAAACAAUCGAGACCAUGGAUGGCCGAACUCUUCUAAUCACAUCAUAUCCUGGUGAAGUCAUAAAGCAUGGGCACAUGAAAUCUAUACAGAAUGAAGGCAUGCCUUUACAGAGAGAUCCGUUUGAGAAAGGACUACUUAUUAUUAAUUUCCUGGUGGUGUUUCCUGACAAUGACUGGAUUCCCACAGAGAAGCUACAUCUACUGGAAGCGUUGCUUCCAUCCAGAGAAGAAGUUAUGGUCACUGAUGACAUGGAUAUUGUAGAACUUGUGGAAUUAGACCCAAGAGAGCAAAGCAGACAUUACAGAGGAGAGGCCUAUCAAGACGAUGAAAGGCAGAGAGGCGGGGUACAAUGCCAAACAUCAUGA
Messenger RNA from Staurois parvus, 1190 nucleotides. The record is from the annotation of a GenBank genome assembly. NCBI's taxonomy places the organism in Eukaryota, Metazoa, Chordata, Amphibia, Anura, Ranidae.